GGAGACAGGGAGCUUCAUCGGAGGGUAAGGGAGCAUCACCGCUGUGUUUCCUGCCUCGGUCCGGGGUCUUCGGGCUGCGGGCAAUGCUGUGAGAUGCUCGGAGCUGUGACGGAGCUCUUGCCGAGGAAGGAUUGACAGGAAACAGACUUCCUGUAGGCUUGUUGGAAGAGGGAACAUCGUCAGGGAGACAGCAGGCGGAGACAGCGGGGCACGGUCACGAAUCCCCGAGCCCGCACCGAGAGAGAGAGAUCAGAGAGAGAGACCCGCGCCGGGAGAGGGUGAGAGGGUGCCGCACGGGGGGAAAGCGAGAGUGUCCCGAAGCGGGACAGAGCUAGCGAGCCCUGCACCGGUGGGGAGCGGGGGAGUCUCACGGCGUGGGAGAGCGAGAGAGUCCAGCAUCGGGAGAGAGCGGGACUCCCAAGCCGGGGGACCGUGAGAGAGUCCCGCACCGGGAGGGGAAACAACCGUAUGAGAUGGGUCCCAGCGCGACGAUGAAUCGGAAGGUACAGAGAGGGAGACUGACGAGAGACUGAGACAACGAGGAUCGGGUUGACACUUGGCCACAACGACUCAACAACGUCCCAAGCACAACAUCAGGGCACCCCCGAGGAAGCCCAGUGGUCCCCGAGGAAGCGAGGUUGGAGGGGCAGGGAUCGCGGGAUUCGUCGAGCACGACCCCUGAAUUUUGGGAGGAUCCCAGGAUUUGCGGAGAGUGUCCCAGGGAUUUGAGGAGUGGGUCCCGGAAUUUGAAGAGAGGUUCCCAGUACUUGAGGAGAGAGUCUCGGGAUUUGAGGCGACGCUCCCAGGAUUUGUGCAGGGAGUUGCAGGAUUCAAAAGGGGGUGUCCCAGGAUUCGAGGGGUAGUGUGAUUUGAGGAGAGGGUCCCCGGGAUUUGAGGAGAGGGGCGUGUGAGGAGGAUGAUGCUCCGUGCCGGGUUGAUGCUGAUGCUGAUGCUGCCCCCGGCACUGCCCAUGCAAGUGUGCCAGCGCUUCCGCAGCGACACACCCACCAACAACCUGGCGGUGCAGGCCGGGCCGCAGCCAGGGCCCCGGGUGUACGUGGGCUCGGUGAACGCUGUUUACCAGCUGGGCUGGGCGCUGGGGCUGGAGGCGAGGGUGAGGACGGGCCCGGUGCAGGACAACGCCCUGUGCCACGCACCGCAGCUCCCGCACAGCAAAUGUGAGCACCUGCGCCGGCACACCGACUGCUACAACAAGCUGCUGCUGCCCGACGCCAGCCAGGGGCUGCUGGUGGUGUGCGGCUCCGUGCACCAGGGCUUCUGCCAGCUGCGGCAACUGGCCAACAUCAGCCAGCUGGCCGUGCCUUUCCCGCCCAACUCCAGCAGCGACCGGGUCUACCCCAGCAUGUUGUACGUGGCGGCCAACCACCCGCAGGCCUCCACCGUGGGCCUGGUGCUGCCGGGCCUGGGCGGCGAUGGCGGCAGCCGGCUGCUGGUGGCCUCCACUUACACGGGCCUGGGCACCCGCUACUUCCCCACCAACAACAGCCGUGAGGACCUGCGCUUCGAGAACACGCCCGAGAUCGCCAUCCGCGCCCUGGACACCCGCCAGCUGUCCAGCCUCUUCACCUACGACAUCAACCCGUCCGAGGACAACGUCUUCAAGGUGAAGGCCGAGGCCAAAGCCCGCAACCGGCUGAGCUUCGUGAGGGCCUUCAGUUACCAGAACUACACCUACUUGGCGCUCAACAACGACGCCGACUCCGGCGGCAAGGGAGGCCGCGCCCGCAGCCUGCUGGCCCGCAUCUGUACCGGAGCCCGCGGCUCCCGCCCAUCCGAGAGCCGCAAGCUGACCGAGUCCUACAUCCAGCUGGGCUUACGUUGCAUCGCCGGUCCCACUCUCUUCGGCCGCCUGCUCUCCGUGUGGCCAGGCCCGGGACACCGGCUGUACGGCCUGUUCCAGGGGCCCGAGGACAGCGAGCAGCGCUCCGCCCUCUGCGUCUUCAACUUCAGCGACAUCGACCACAGCAUGAGGAGCGCCCGGCGCCAGUGCUUCAAGGAGAAGCACAGCCAGGAGGUGACCGUCCUGGACAGCGUGAUUCAAGGAAGUGGACCAGCCUGCAUCCAACGCAACAUCACACUGCAUGAAGAACAGCUGGAUUGUGGGGCUGCCCAUCUGCAGCACCCUCUAGCCAUCAGGGACCCAGUGAAGGCUUUCCCGAUCUUUGAGGAGAGUGGCUUGACCUCGGUGGCAGUAUCAAGUCUGAAUAACCAUACAGUGGUGUUUCUAGGCACAGCCAAUGGCCAACUUCUAAAGCUAAACUUGCAGAAUAACCAGAUUUUGAAGAGAGAGCUUCUUCUCGUGGCAUCGGAUGAGGCUGUCCAUCACAUCAUGCAGUUUGACCCGGAGGACCAGAACUAUCUCUACGUGAUGACCAUGUACCAGAUCAGUCGGGUGAGGGUUGCUUCCUGCAACCAGUCCCAGUCCUGCCAGGAGUGUUUAGGAGCACAUGAUGCCUACUGUGGAUGGUGUACCUUGGAGAGCCGCUGUACUCUACAGCAGGAUUGUGCUAAUUCCACUCAACCCUCAUUCUGGAUCGACCUCAACUCUGGAAUAGCAAAAUGUCCAACCAUGAACAUUACUCCGUCAAAAAUCGACAAUAGCCUUGCAGCCGUAAAGAACAUUGAAAUCAUCAUCAAUGGACAUGUUCCACAGUUAAUGGGCAGGGAUGUUCGCUGUCAUUAUGUUAAUGUGGAGAAGAUUUCAGCUACCAUCUCUGAAAAUAAUUCAGGCCCGUCACAGAUGGUGCAUUGUCCUUUCCUACAGAAGGCCAAGUACCCAGCGUUCUUGUCCGAUAAAGAUCAUGUUAUUGUAACAGUGGCAAUCGAGGUGGACAAUCGAUUGAUCGUGUCUGGAAAUGUAACCUUCUAUGAUUGUGAGAGAACAGGAAAGGUUGAUGCAAAGACAGCAUGCAGAAGUUGCUUACAAACUCGUUGGACCUGCUUCUGGUGUGUACCCAAUCACAAGUGUGUCUCACAGAAAGCAGAGUGCAAGAGCAGUGUAACUGGUGCAGUACCUGAGACUUUCGCACAGUGCCCCCAAAUGAUGCCGGUUCAAGUCCUGCCAGUUUCCACUGGGACCACCCGAAGCUUCCCAGUCUCCAUAAAUAACAGUGCACCGCUCCAGGGCAGAAAACUGCAGUGUGAGGUUGGACACCAGGUAUACGAGGCGCGGUGGCUCAACAGUUCCCAGGUGUUGUGUGACGAUGUCAGGUUGUUUACAACCAACUCAAGCCAGCACUUUCCCAUCAGUCUGAAGCUGAAGGAAGACCCAGAGAAGCAGAUUGACAAUCCCAGCACCAUCUCAGUGGAGGUGUAUAACUGUGCGAGUGGGAGCUCAGACUGCUCAGAGUGCUGGGGGCGACAGAACCGCGGCCAUCAGUGCGUCUGGUGUGGGACAACCCAGAGAUGUAAGUUACAAAGUGAGUGCAGGCAGAUCGCUGACGUUUGUCCUGCUCCUGAGAUUCACAGGAUAGAACCACUGACUGGUCCUGUGCAUGGUGGCACGCGCCUCACUAUUAGAGGCCGGAACCUGGGCCGCAGGUUCAGUGACAUCGCUGAUGGUGUUCGCAUUGGUGGCGUUUCAUGUACCCCUGUACAGGAAGAUUAUGUUGUCUCAUCACAGAUUGUGUGCAUAACUAACGGGACCAAAAGAGAGUUCACCAACGCGGUAAGCGUCAGGGUCCAGGAGGAAGAAAGCUCCAAGCAAAGAUUUUCUUUCUUGGUUCCUGAGACUAUCUUGGUAGUGCCAGAUCAAGGACCCAAAGCUGGAGGCACCAGAGUCACCAUCAGCGGCAAAAAUCUGCAUAUUGGUUCUUCAGUCAGGAUCAUUGUCAAUGAUACCGAGGACUGUAUCAAUGUAAGACGGAACCAGAGUGCCAUUGUCUGUGUAAUGCCGGCCAUGCAUGGAGCUGAGGGAGCCAUUUCCAUCUGUGUCCAGUUUGAGAGUAGAUGCAUCAACAAGACCAUGACCUACAAGUAUCGAGAGAACCCAUUGAUAGAAAGUAUCAGCCCAUACACCAGCUACAUCAGUGGUGGACGGGAGAUCACAGUAAAAGGCCAGCGAUUCAAUUUGAUACAGAAUGUCGUCAUGAUGGUUAAAUGCAUUGGAUGGGCUCAGUCGACAUGUGAAGUUGUGAGUGAUUCUGUUCUCAUCUGUCCAUCUCCAGCCUAUUCGGUUUCCAAAGUGAUCAUUAAUUUCUAUAUCAAUGGGAUUCUCUAUCAGAAACGUAGACGAGGGUUCUCCAUGGAAUAUUUCAACGAUCCACAGUUCUCCCGCAAGGAGAAGUUGAUUAAGCACCAUCAGGGAGAGCCUCUCACUCUGGUGAUUGAGAAGAUACCGGACAACUUGAACUUGGCUCCUGAGGAAUACAAAGUGACGAUUGGCCCUUUUCCUUGUGACAUCUAUGUUGUUAAGGGAAAGAUUCACUGCACCAUGAAUGUGUCGAUCAAUUCUGAUGAACAGCAGUUGCCUGUCACGGUGCAAGUGGGAAAUUACAAUGAGACGAUUGCAAUGGUACAACUGGGAGAGAGUGUGACAUCAGUCGUGAUAUCGAUCGUGGUCUGCCUGUUGUUGCUGCUGGCUUGUGGCAUCGCCUUGGUCAUCUUCUGUACAAAGAGCCGUCGAGCUGAGCGAUAUUGGCAGAAGACUCUGAUUCAGAUGGAAGAGAUGGAGGCUCAAAUCAGGGAGGAGAUUCGGAAAGGUUUUGCUGAGUUGCAGACUGAUAUGACUGACCUCACCAAGGAGCUAAACCGGAGCCAGGGUAUUCCCUUCCUCGAGUACAAGUACUUCAUCAUUCGCACCUUUUUCCCAAAAUGUUCAAUUGAUUGUGAAAGCAGAAGCCCUGAGUGUUUCCAUCAGCUGAAUGCCCAGUCCAGAGAGGCCACCAUCUCCAGCAACCGACCAGAGACCCACCCACUGCUGCAGCCUGAGUGGAAGGUCCCUGAAAACUCUCGGCACAACAUGGAGGAGGGCAUUGCCAUGUUCUCCAUGCUGCUGAGCAACAAACACUUCCUCAUCACGUUUGUACAUUCUCUGGAACAGCAGAAGGACUUUGCUGUGCGAGACAGGUGUAACAUAGCUUCCUUGCUGACCAUUGCACUGCACAGUAAACUGGAGUACUUCACAAGUAUCAUGAAGGACCUGCUGGUGGAUCUAAUUGAUGCCUCGGCUUCCAAAAACCCGAAGCUGAUGUUGCGGAGGACAGAGUCGGUGGUGGAGAAGAUGCUGACCAACUGGAUGUCCAUCUGCAUGUACAGCUUCCUCAAGGAAACCGUGGGGGAGCCAUUUUUCUUGCUGUUGUGUGCAAUGAAGCAGCAAAUUAACAAAGGUUCAGUGGAUGCCAUCACCGGCAAGGCUCGUUACACCCUCAACGAAGAGUGGUUGCUGAGGGAGAACAUUGAGGCCAAAGCAACGAAUCUCAAUGUGUCAUUCCAAGGAUGUGGUAUGGACUCCAUCACAGUCCGGGUGAUGGACAGUGACUCCAUCAGCCAAGUAAAGGAGAAGAUUCUGGAAGGUUUUUACAAGAAUGUUCCAUUUUCCCAGUGGCCGAGGGUGGAAGAUGUGGACCUGGAGUGGUUUGCAUCGAGUGGUGACAGCCGAAUUCUGCGAGACUUGGACAACACUUCCGUUGCCGAGGAUGGUCGUAAAAAGCUCAACACCGUGGCACAUUGCAAGGUUCCGGAUGGAGCCUCAUUGGCGAUGAGCUUGAAGGACCAGAGAGACGGCACAUUGGGACGAGUGAAGGACUUGGACACUGACAAAUACUUCCAUUUGAUGCUUCCAAAUGACGAUCUGGCUGAUAACAGCCGCUCACACAAGCACAGCCAACGGAAGAAGGUUUUGCCAGAGAUUUACCUGACUCGACUUCUCUCCACCAAGGGCACGCUGCAGAAGUUCCUGGAUGAUUUGUUCUGUGCGGUGCUUAGUAUCCACACCGUGAAACCUCCCUUUGCAGUGAAAUAUUUCUUUGAUUUCCUGGAGGAGCAAGCUGAGAAACGGGGCACUUCUGACCCAGACACCCUUCACAUCUGGAAAACAAACAGCUUACCUCUACGCUUCUGGGUGAAUAUCCUAAAGAAUCCUCAGUUUGUGUUUGACAUCGAGAAGACGGACCAUAUGGAUGCCUGUCUGUCAGUGAUAGCCCAGGCCUUCAUCGACGCCUGUUCCAUCUCGGACCUGCAGCUGGGAAAGGAUUCACCAACAAAUAAACUCCUGUAUGCCAAAGAAAUCCCUGAAUACAAGAAAGCCGUGCAGAGAUAUUACAGAGAAAUCCAGGAAAUGAUCACACUGAGUGAACAAGAAAUGAAUGCUCACCUGGCAGAGGAAUCCCGGAAACACCAACAUGAGUUUAAUACCAAUUUUGCAUUGGCUGAAAUCUAUAAGUACGCUAAACGAUAUCGCAAUCAGGUGAUGAAUGCCUUGGAAUCAAACUCAACGACCAGACGCCUGCAAAUGCAACACAAGUUCGAGCAAGUCAUCGCACUGAUGGAGGACAACAUUUAUGAGUGUUGUAGCGAAGCAUAGCUGGUGAACGUUUACAGAAUGAAUGACUAGGACCUGCCCUUCCAACACCAAGCCUUCAACAGAUAGUUUCUCACCACAACGUGCUGCCCUUUACAUGAUCCAAUGGAUUCAGUGGCCCGCAGAGCUUUAACACGCCCAGUCGACUGGUGUGGCAGCAUGAGUUAGUGCUGGUAUGCUUUCUCAAUGCUGGAGGUGGCAAGACUCUUGAGUUUUAUGUCUAGGGUUGAUUGUGAGCACAGCAUAUGCUGUCUUGAUUAGAGAACAUGCAAAGUUCAGCACAGAUGUGGGGAGGAAUAUAAAGUGAGGAAGGGAGGCCCUUUGAACAGGGAGAGGCCAUCAUGGCACAUCCAGCAACUGUGAGCAUCCUCUCUGAGUGGUGGAAAAGUUGUGUGAUAUAAUUAGAGAAGACACGGGUGGGAGUGGAGGAUAUGGUCUUGACCAAUACUACUGCUGAGACCACUAGUCAUCGGUGGAGGCUUCUUGAAGGAGCAUAGGGCACUGUGCAGAGAACCUUAACUCCAAAAGUAGAAAAGGAGAUUGGUGCAAAGGUUGGGGAAUAGGGUGGCUAUCACUGGGGAGCCACAUUCUCAGGGGUUCAUUCUGACCUUGGGCUUGAAUUCAAGGCAGUGAUUUGUAAAUUAAAUUGUUACGUUCAUAUUGUGCAGUUUGUUUCAUCAGCUGACCUGGGGUCUCAAGCCUGCCCGCUGACUGCCAUGUCUUGAAAUCAAAACUUCCAUUUGAUGUGCUGUUUUAUUUCAUAAAUAGAUCCAAUUAAACUCUGCUACUAACCAA
Molecule: messenger RNA, 7336 nt
Organism: Amblyraja radiata (thorny skate)
Lineage: Eukaryota; Metazoa; Chordata; Chondrichthyes; Rajiformes; Rajidae
Gene: plxnd1
Product: plexin D1
Exons: 36
Coding region: 917-6544 (1875 amino acids)
Biological process (GO): semaphorin-plexin signaling pathway; positive regulation of axonogenesis; regulation of cell migration
Cellular component (GO): plasma membrane; semaphorin receptor complex
Molecular function (GO): semaphorin receptor activity; protein binding
Source: RefSeq, a predicted model, not a curated record